This is a messenger RNA of Gaeumannomyces tritici R3-111a-1, 291 nucleotides long. RefSeq lists its product as hypothetical. The record is from RefSeq and is a predicted model, not a curated record. The annotation marks the transcript as partial. NCBI's taxonomy places the organism in Eukaryota, Fungi, Ascomycota, Sordariomycetes, Magnaporthales, Magnaporthaceae. The transcript has 2 exons.
CGCAAUAAAAUUUACGGAAAAGUUAAUCCAUUUAAAAAGCGUUAUAAUUUUUUUCGAAACGGUUUUGUUCGCGGUAUUUUUUGCUUUAAACGCUUUUUUAUACUUGGCUUUAAAAUUACUUUCGGUAAAAACGGAAAGGGCUUAAAAAAGCACGGAAUUAAAUUUUUGCCCAAACGUUUAAAUUUAUGGUUUUUAACGUGCUUGGCCCGGGUUUUUGCUGCAAAAACGUUAAAAUUUAAAGUUUCGUUGGCUUGCACGUUGUUCGGGAACUUUAAAUUAAAAUUAAUUUAA